Messenger RNA from Populus euphratica (Euphrates poplar), 1243 nucleotides. RefSeq lists its product as uncharacterized. NCBI's taxonomy places the organism in Eukaryota, Viridiplantae, Streptophyta, Magnoliopsida, Malpighiales, Salicaceae. The record is from RefSeq and is a predicted model, not a curated record. The transcript is spliced from 4 exons. Bases 402 to 716 code for a protein of 104 amino acids.
UUGUUGCUGGUUCUACAAUUGUGGCCUCGUUUAUGUUGUUUUACGAGGCUAGGUUAUGGCUGCAGGUUCAAAUAAUAGCAUUAGUUUUCUCUAGAUUGCUUUGUGAAAUUGUGAUUUGGCUGUGUUGAGGGUUCUAGGGGCUGAUAAUUAAAAAAUUCAGGGCUAAAAAUGGCCCAAAUUAUGACUGAAGGUCAGAUUUUACUAAAUUUGAGGUUUCAUUGAGUUGUGGAGCUUAAUAUAGGCCAGUGGAGCUUAAAGCAUGCUAAUUAUGGUGGGGCUUAAUAUAGGCAUGUGGAGCUAAUUACAUUAAUAUACCCAAAAACUCUAUUCUCUUCAUCGAUCCCUCUCAGUUCUUGUGUUUUCUUCAUCGGAACUGAUACGGAAACACUGAACCUGCUCGUAUGGCGACCAAAUCAUCCCAUGAAGUUCAAAGCAGAAGGAGAGAGAAGAGAACUGGAAGGGAAAAUUUAUUGGGUCAUGGCGAGGAAACAAAGCCAAGAAGCAGGAACCUUGGAGAAAUCGUAGCUAAGUACAGAAAAUCCAAGGAUGCCUCUUCCCUGGCUAUGAGUGCAAAGAACAAGCUGGUGCAAAGGCAGGAAAAGCUUGGUAAAAUCAACAAUCAAACUGAAGAGCUGGAAGGUAAUUCAGAAGACUAUGCAUCAUUGGCAAAUGAACUUCUCAGGAAGAUAGAGAAACGAAAAUGGUGGCAAAUAUGAUAACAGAUAAAAGAGGCCUGAUAUGCUAGCUAUCUGACACUUUUUUUCAGGUUUUCCCUUCUGUUUGUUUACCCCCUUGUGCAUGGUGAGAUUUCUCCAAGACACCAGCAGGAGAUUAUUACCUAAAGUAUGCUUGUUGGCAUGUAAUUCAUUAUACAAUUAUGAACCUGUACUUUGAUAUGUAUGGGAGUAAUUUUCAACUGUGCUUGCAUUUCUAUAGAUGAUUUUGGGUUGCACAUUAUAAAAGCAGCUUUCCUCCAACUUCCCAAUCACAAAAUUCCAUGAAUAGGACUGGUUCUUCAAUGGUCUAUUGGAUUCACAGUUAAUGUUCUAUUAUUAUUUCUUUUCCUCCAAACACUAUUUCCAUGGAAAAUCAAACUCGUGACCACAGAAGGCAAUGCACCAAAAAUUGUCGAAAAGUAUCAUAGCUAGGCUUACACCAAGAUAUUGAACUUGUACAAAUGUAGCAUCACAGAGCACUGAAGGCCAUCUAGAGUCUAAAAGGAGGAUGGGAUACCAAAAGUUCA